UCUAUAAUAAGCUUUUAAAAAAAAUGGUUUUUGGCUUCUUAUAUUUUUUAUUUAUUGUGAUAUACUUCAAAGACAUUAAAUGGAUCAAAAAAAUGAUGUGCACUAUGUACGAUGCCUCAAAUGCCUCAAAAUUUUAAAAUGUUCGCGUUUCGAUACAGUUUGUUUGCUUGAACAUAUUAGAAAGGAUCACCCUGAAAUACAAGUUGUUUCAAAUUCAGGCCAUGGGCAAUCUAUUGAUAAAGACUAUCCGCAAUCAAAUAAGUUAUCUGUAACAAAAUCUUUACCGGAAAAUGCAAGAAGUCCAGAUAGAAAUCCAGAGGGUGGUAUGCAGUCUUGUACAAGGCCACUGACACCGCAGGGCCAAAGCAAUCAAGAAGCAUUGCUUCAUCCAGAUAGACGAAUGUCUGAUCCAGGCAAAGCGAGUCCUAGAAAUGAUCAAGCAACAUUUAACGAUGACACAAAUGUUAUUUACCAACGACGCAAUGAUAAUUGUCAAAGAAAUCCUAAUAAAAAGUUUAUGUAUCGUACGUCAAUGGAAAAGUGGCGACCAGGCAAAGGCAACAUUUAUUGCCCAAAAUGUGGUACUAAUAAGCCACCGCUCAUCAAAACGCGAACUGAGCGAACCUCAAAUAACACUAUCGGAGCUGCUUGUCUUUUCAGCUGUUGGCCAUUUUGCUGUUUACCAUAUUGUUGCCCGGGCAAUAACAAGGAAUACCUGCAUUGUUCCAACUGUAAAAACUUUCUUGGUCUAUAUGAUCCUGAUCAUAAUUGCAUUCGUCCAAAUCGAGAUUAUGCAGAAGCGAUGAAUAUUGAAUCCUAGAAUUAAAUAGGCAAGAGAACAAUGAUGCUUCAUUUUUUUUUAAUUUUCGAAAGGAAAACAUGCUGCUGUGAGCGGAUACCGUAAGAGUAUCUGACUACAAGGGGUAAUAAACACUAUUUCAAAUAAAUUU
Molecule: messenger RNA, 950 nt
Organism: Teleopsis dalmanni
Lineage: Eukaryota; Metazoa; Arthropoda; Insecta; Diptera; Diopsidae
Exons: 2
Coding region: 80-820 (246 amino acids)
Source: RefSeq, a predicted model, not a curated record